Messenger RNA from Hibiscus syriacus, 1589 nucleotides. Its product is annotated as protein ANTAGONIST OF LIKE HETEROCHROMATIN PROTEIN 1-like. Bases 183 to 1388 code for a protein of 401 amino acids. Gene Ontology annotation, molecular function: chromatin binding. NCBI's taxonomy places the organism in Eukaryota, Viridiplantae, Streptophyta, Magnoliopsida, Malvales, Malvaceae. The transcript is spliced from 2 exons. The record is from RefSeq and is a predicted model, not a curated record. Gene Ontology annotation, cellular component: PRC1 complex; ESC/E(Z) complex.
AACGACAAGAGCAAAUUGAGAGAUACAGUGUACGGUUUCCCUGAGCUCGAUACUUCUCCCUUUCAGUUUCUCGUGCAUCAAACGUAUGCUGACAAAGUGAAACCCAGUUCAAGUUAACGCCGGCAUAGAACUAGGCAAAGAAGACAGUUGGAAGAAUUCUGUUAUUCUAGUAAGUUUAUUCGAUGGCUCCUUUCAAGAAAUCGAAGAAAACGAAGAAAUCAUCCAAGAAAUUGAAGAAAAACAAAAGCGUAUGCGUGGUUCCAGUGGAACCCAGGGUUAACGAGCCCGAUUGGUGGGUUAGUUUCUGGCACAAGAACUCUACGAUUCCAGGUCUUUCGAUACCAUCAAAUGAGGAGGAAGGGUUCAAGUACUUCUUCAGGGUUGCAAAGAAGACAUUUGAUUACAUUUGUUCCCUUGUGAGAGAAGACCUUGUGUCAAGGCCACCAUCAGGGCUCAUCAACAUUGAGGGAAGGCUUCUAAGUGUUGAGAAACAGGUUGCAAUUGCCCUGCGAAGGUUAGCAUCCGGCGAGUCUCAGGUAUCAGUUGGAGCUUCCUUUGGUGUCGGCCAAUCUACAGUUUCUCAGGUGACUUGGAGAUUCAUUGAAGCAUUAGAAGAACGUGCCAAGCACCAUCUUAAGUGGCCUGAUUCCAAUAGAAUGGAGGAAAUUAAAUCGAAAUUUGAAGCUUUAUAUGGUUUGCCUAAUUGUUGUGGAGCUAUAGAUGCAACACAUAUCAUCAUGACUCUUCCAGCCGUUGAAACAUCAGAUGAUUGGUGUGACCAAGAGUGCAAUUACAGUAUGUUCUUGCAGGGAAUUGUUGACCAUGAGAUGCGAUUUCUCGAUAUCGUAACAGGUUGGCCUGGUGGCAUGAGCGUGUCAAGACUACUCAAAUGUUCAGGAUUUUUCAGGCUUUGUGAGGCUGGGGAUCGUUUGAAUGGAAGCACAAGGACUUUAUCAGAAGGGCUAGAAAUGCGAGAAUUCAUAGUUGGCGGCGUUGCAUAUCCUCUGCUUCCCUGGCUCAUAACUCCAUAUGAAAGUAAUGGCCUUUCUUCCUCCACAUCUACUAAUUUUAAUGCAAGGCAUGAAGUUGCGAGGUUGCUUGCAGUGAGGGCUUUCUUGCAGUUAAAGGGCAGUUGGAGAAUUCUUAACAAAGUCAUGUGGAGACCAGAUAAGCGGAAAUUACCGAGUAUCAUUUUGGUUUGUUGUUUACUUCAUAAUAUCAUCAUUGACAAUGGAGACCAGUUGCAUCCCGAUGUUGCCUUAUCUGGUCACCAUGACUCAGGUUAUGGAGAGCAAUGCUGUAAGCAGGUUGAUCCAAUAGGUGAAACCAUGCGGGGAAACAUAGCAAAAUACUUGGUGCAAAGUGAACAAAGAACUUUAGCGAAGUAAUUUGAAAGAUAGAGUCGAGUAUCAGUUGUGUUAUGAAAAGGUUUAAUAGGGUACACCCCUAAAGAAACUAUGAUUCUUGUCAUUUACAAAAAUGAAGUACCAUUGUUUUUCUUGUAGACAUUAGAGGAGGUUUUGAUCAUGCUGUUGGUUGCUCAAUGACUGCAAAUUAAAAGCCUCAUGUCUUAAUAUUUUUCUUCCCUA